GUGUAGUGGGGGCGCUGCGUGAUGGGAAAGUCGCCGGCUGAGCCUCACACUUUCUCCCGGUUUUUAAACUUUCGGGUUGGGGGAGCAGGAAUAAAGCUGUUGUGCGUGCUUGCAGGGGCUGCGUGCUUGCGGACUUCCCGCCAGUCGCGAGCGGCCCGCCUCUCGGGCCAAGUGGGGAGCGGGCAGGCGGGCGGGCAGGUGGCCCCGGGCCGGCGCGCCCGCGCCUUGGCUCUGCCCCCGGGAGCGGAGCGAGCCGCUGCUCCCUCGUGGUGUGAGGGCGGUGAUGUUUUUCCUCCCACCCACUUUUGAGUCCCCCCUCCCCCCUCGCGCGCACUGUAGCUCUCGCCACAACCUGCGAGCCCCAGACCUCGGAGGAGCGUCCCGGGGAGCUCGGAGCGCGUGCACGCGUGGCAGACGGAGGCCAGUGCCCAGCUUGAGUACACUGCUCCUUGAAGAUUCUGAGUUACUUUUUGCAGUGACCCAAAUGAGAAAAAAGUGGAAAAUGGGAGGCAUGAAAUACAUCUUUUCCUUCCUGUUGUUCUCUCUUUUCCUAGAAGGAAGCAAAGCAGAACAAGUAAAACAUUCAGAGACAUAUUGUGUGUUUCAAGACAAGAAGUACAGAGUGGGUGAGAAAUGGCAUCCUUACCUGGAACCUUAUGGUUUGGUUUACUGUGUGAACUGCAUCUGCUCAGAGAAUGGGAAUGUGCUUUGCAGCCGAGUCAGAUGUCCAAAUCUUCAUUGCCUCUCUCCUGUGCAUAUCCCUCAUCUGUGCUGCCCUCGCUGUCCAGAAGACUCCUUACCCCCAGUGAACAGUAAGGUGACCAGCAAGUCGUGUGAGUACAAUGGGACUACCUAUCAACAUGGGGAGCUGUUCGUGGCUGAAGGGCUCUUUCAGAACCGGCAACCCAAUCAGUGCACCCAGUGCAGCUGUUCGGAGGGGAAUGUGUAUUGUGGUCUCAAGACUUGUCCCAAAUUAACUUGUGCAUUCCCAGUCUCGGUUCCAGAUUCCUGCUGCCGGGUAUGCAGAGGGGAUGGAGAAUUGUCGUGGGAACAUUCUGAUGGUGAUAUCUUCCGGCAACCUGCCAACAGAGAAGCAAGACAUUCUUACCACCGCCCUCAUCAUGAUCCUCCACCAAACCGACAGGCUGGAAGUCUGUCUCGCUUUCCAGGGGCUAGGAGUCACCGGGGAGCUCUUAUGGAUUCCCAGCAAGGAUCAGGGACCAUCGUGCAGAUUGUCAUCAAUAACAAACACAAGCACGGACAAGUGUGUGUUUCCAAUGGAAAGACCUAUUCUCAUGGCGAGUCCUGGCAUCCAAACCUCCGGGCAUUUGGCAUUGUGGAGUGUGUGUUGUGCACUUGUAAUGUCACCAAGCAAGAGUGUAAGAAAAUCCACUGCCCCAAUCGAUAUCCCUGCAAGUAUCCUCAAAAAAUAGAUGGAAAGUGCUGCAAGGUGUGUCCAGAAGAACUUCCAGGCCAAAACUUUGACAGCAAAGGAUACUUUUGUGGAGAAGAAACAAUGCCUGUGUAUGAGUCUGUGUUCAUGGAGGAUGGGGAGACUACCAGAAAAAUAGCACUGGAAACAGAGAGACCACCUCAGGUAGAGGUCCAUGUUUGGACCAUUCGAAAGGGCAUUCUACAGCACUUCCACAUUGAGAAGAUCUCCAAAAGGAUGUUUGAGGAGCUCCAUCAUUUCAAGCUGGUGACCAGGACAACCAUGAGCCAGUGGAAGAUAUUCACCGAAGGAGAAGCUCAGAUCAGCCAGAUGUGUUCAAGUCGUGUGUGCAGAACAGAACUUGAAGAUUUGGUCAAGGUUCUGUACUUGGAGAGGUCUGAAAAGGGCCACUGUUAGGUGAGACAGACAGUAUUUGAUAGGGUCAAGCAAGACAACCCAGGCUGCAGC
Messenger RNA from Marmota flaviventris (yellow-bellied marmot), 1900 nucleotides. It is a transcript of the gene Chrdl1, whose product is annotated as chordin like 1. Gene Ontology annotation, molecular function: BMP binding. The record is from RefSeq and is a predicted model, not a curated record. Gene Ontology annotation, biological process: negative regulation of BMP signaling pathway; cell differentiation. Lineage: Eukaryota; Metazoa; Chordata; Mammalia; Rodentia; Sciuridae.